Messenger RNA from Gryllus bimaculatus (two-spotted cricket), 3964 nucleotides. The record is from the annotation of a GenBank genome assembly. Lineage: Eukaryota; Metazoa; Arthropoda; Insecta; Orthoptera; Gryllidae.
GUUAGUCAAUUGAUCGUGUUCAUGUGACCUUUGAGUAUUUCUCUGUGUUGAACAACGGAACUAAGCGUUUUAAACAUACGUGUUUACAAGUAGCAUCUUUUAAGUUCCCUUUCUAGAGUUCAUGAAAACAAAACUUUCAACAACGACCUUGCACUUGGUAAAAAGUUGUGUUGUCUUGAUAUUUCUGAAAGUCACGUUGACUGGGAACAGCGCGGGAAAUUAGUGGUACAAUGUGUUUUUUGUGUCUUAUCCGUGAUUUUAUCACGUAUUGACAGAAUUGUUUCUACUUCAUUAUAAUACCCUCUUGCCAACUGAUCAGGAAGUACACUAGAUUUGCGUUUGUGAUCAUGGUUUCAGUUCCGCACUAAGUUGUUUACUUGCGAAUGUUGUGCAAUCGUACUUGAUAAACAUCCGACUUGCUUUCUGUGUUAUGAGUGCUGUCAAAACUGUAUAGCAAAUUUUGAAGUGUUAAAAGUGUUGUCAGUGUAAUUCUCCAUUGUGUAAUAGAAGAGAGAUCAGUGAAGUGAUUCAUGAAAAGUUAUUCAUCUUAAAACUUUUGUUAUUCAAAACAAGCUAUUAUUUAAGAAUUUGAAAAUUUCCUGACAUUUUGAGGAAAUUCUUAACACGUGCUUAGUUAUUAAUUAUUACAUCUAUUAUGACAGACAUGUAAUUAUUUAAAUUGACACAGAAAUUGUAAUUAAUAUUGACAAAAAGUUUGCUUUUUUGCAAGUUUAUGAGAAUAUGAACAAUGGCUGAUGAAAGUUUUUCGGGUGAUAUUUUUAUGGAUCCAGGCUUCCUUGUGAAGCAGGAACAAGUGUCAAUGGAUACAAGCAGCUCUAUGACAGCUAGCGUUCCAAUUCCACCUAGGAAGGUGUUGGAUCUCUCAGAACUACGAGAUUUUGGUUUUGAGUUAGAUACCCCUUCACCAUCUGCAUCUCAGGAUCGUGUUCCCACAUCAGUUACAGGCCUGUGCCAUCCUUUAACUGGACCACUAUGGGGUGCAAAGCUUAACACAGACAGUCCAUCUUUCAAAACUGAAUCAUUCAGAAUGGAUGAUGAUGAUGAUGAUGACAUUUUUCAGGUAGAUAAAGCAGAUCUUAUUCAAGGACCUACUCUUGCAGAAUUGAAUGCUAAUGAUGAAAAUUUACUGGACGAUUUGAAUUUUGAUGACCUUUUGUUACCUGAAGAGAAUACUUACUACUUAAAUGUUCCUUGUGUGUCUCCUCAACCGAAAAGUAUAACUCCUUUUGAACCUCCAGUUGUUCAAAUUACAAACACUAAUAAUAACGUUAUAAAUAAUAAUCAGACCCCAAACAAUCUUGCUGCUUCCUCAUUUCCACCUGCAGGAUUUGGUUUCUACAAAGAUUCGUUUUUGUCAUCCAGUGUUCCUUCCAGCCCUCUUGAUGUUUUCUCGAAGACAGUAAACAGUGCUGUUCCCAGCGUUGGUGCAUUAUCUCCAACUAGUCAACACAGUUCAAGUUCCUCCCUCCUUCUACAAUCAGCAGCUUCAUCGAUUACUCCCCCUCUGGACAUCGGUGUUAAUAUGAAGCACAGCACGUUGCACGAGUUGUUGAUGAAGAAAGAAACGUCAGGUUCACCCUUUGGGGGGUCAAAGAGUAUGGGUCGCUCAGCAUCUGGACACAUGAGCUCCAGCGAACCCCCUGCAGGCAGCCCUGGGCUGAGCGUUGUGCCAGGCAGUAGUCGCGUGGCACGGAGCACAGGCAGCUCCCAGUGCUACUCCUCUCGCUUGUCCUCGUCAGCUCCCACCCAUUUGGGAUUAGAACAAAUCUGGCAGCGCAGAGAGUCACGCCAGCAUCUCCUUUCCACUGGCUCCCUGGCAGAGGCUGGAUCAACUUCAUCAAUAUCAACAGGUGGAGUGUUGAGCCCAGAAUCACAUGAGUUUUCUCAUGAUGAAGGAUUUGACUCAGAAGAUGACAGUGAUCAUUACGAAGAUUAUUCAUCUGAUGGAGAGUCUGGCAGUGAUUCAGAAGUUCAUAUGCGGUCUUCAUCUAAGAAGGAGCGCUACUUCUGGCAAUACAAUGUGCAAGCAAAAGGUCCAAAGGGUCAGCGAUUGGUUUUAAAGACGACUUUAGAAGAUCCACAUGUUUUAAAUGAAGUGACUGAUCCUGUUUUUAGUCCUGAAUGUUCAGUUCGUGGAAUUAAACAUAGUGGAAAAGCGAGGAAGGGUGAUGGAAAUGAUCUGACUCCAAAUCCAAGAAAGCUGUGCAGUAUUGGAAGAGAGUUGGACAAACUUGGUCAAAUUAUAAAUGAUAUGACACCAGUCAGUGAAUUGCCCUUUAACGUUAGGCCGAAAACGCGUAAGGAAAAGAACAAAUUAGCAUCAAGGGCUUGCAGAUUGAAAAAGAAAGCACAGCAUGAAGCAAAUAAGUUAAAACUUUAUGGUUUAGAAACUGAACAUAGAAGACUUAAUGCAGGAAUAUGUCAAUUAAAGCAGGUCCUGGUUGCCAAGUGUACUACAGAUGAUCCAGAAAAGCAAGAAGAGUUCACCAAGCACAUUGAGAAGAUAGUGAAGCAAGCAACAAAAUUGAAAAUUGCAGGCCACACAACGGAGUUUGUGAACAAAGUGCUGGAGAAGGUGAAGAGUGGCGCCCCCAGUGGAGGGCUGGAUGAGCUCUAGUAAUAAAACAUUCAAAUUUCACUUAUUUAAUAGUUUUAUAAUGGAAUAAAUAUGUAAAAUUACUCAUAUAUUGUAAAUAUUUUAUAUUUGAUGUUAAACUAGAGAAUUUAUUUUAAAGAGAUUUAUGGUAACUUGUAAAGAUGUUCAAUGUUCUUAUGUUUUCUUUUGUUUUGUUUUUAAAAGUAUAAUAUAUUUUGUCUGUAAAUAUUUGUGUAAAAUACUUUCUUGCAGGUGAAUAUAUUUAUAUAUAUAUACAUAUAUAUUUAUUCAAAAAUUUAAAAUGCUAGAGAAAUGGAGAAAAAGGCAGUUGUUUGUAAUUUUUAUAGAGCACUUUGCUAUUGUAGAUUCAGGAAGAAGCAAAGCUUAUCCUUAUUGAAAGUAAUUAUAUGUCAAUAUAUUAUUAAAAACCACUGUUAUCAUAGAAUUAUGAUUUUAUUUUUAUUCAUCAUUAUUGUUCAAUGUAUUCUAAGUAACUCCACAAUUGGUGCUUGUUGGUUCAUUUUAUGUUAAAUUUUCCUUGUACCUCAAAACAGUUCAUAUGUAAGUGCUAGUGUAUUCUAUAUGCUGAAAGCAGCAUUGCAUGUUUGUAAUUAUAAUGGUGUUGUAACACUGUGAUAAUGAGGUUUAAGUUUAACUAUAUUACAAAAAUUUUCAUAAUUUUAUGACUUUUUUUUAUUUUUGUAAUUUGGAGUUUAAUAAUUUUUAAUAACUGAAGUGACUUGUUAAUAUAAAAGAAUUAAAAUUGUAAAGAUUGUAAUUGUGUUAUUUUAAAAAUUAUUUAUUAUUAAUAUUAUUAUUACUUUUAUCAUUAUUAUUUUUAUUAUUACUAUUAUUGUUAUAAUAUAUGUGCUUAUGCUUAUCCGGAAAGUUGUAAUUGAAUAGAAGUACCAUAUUUACCUGAAUAUAAGAUGACCCCCUAAUUUUCUAUAAGACCUCCCUGAGAAUUUUUAAAAUCUUUAACUAAUUCUUUCAAUGUAGUUAAAAUAAAAUUGCAAAUUGUCUAGCGGAUGAGAAUGUUAAAACUUAUUGCCUGAUCUAUCACUAUUCUGUUGUGUCUUAAAAGCCUCUCAAUCAUGGUUUUUGCCCUUACCUACUUCAUCUUCACAUGUAGCGUUUCUUUCUUUGUGGUCCUCCUCCCAUUCAGGGAAACCUGGCUUUUUAGACCCCUUAUGAAUGUUUUGCAUGUUGAAUUUGCAAUCUUAGUCUUUUAUCUGACACCACCUAAGAAUAUUCCUUUCUGUUUCACCAGAUUCUCUUCCUGUCCUGCUCUUGUAUAUUGUCUCCUGUCUUGUUUCAUUAACAGAAGAGUUGUGACAUCUCCAUUUC